AUGAACUUGAACACGAUUCUUGACGCUCAUUGCCAUCCAACGGAUACUCCAGGAGACCUUCAUAUCAUCCCAGAAUUGUCCUUGGGGAAAAUAAUCAUAAUGGGCACACGUCCUAUGGAUCAAGGAUAUGUUUCAGAAAUAGCAGAAAAGUAUCCUGAGAAGGUAAUUCCAAGCUUUGGUAUCCACCCUUGGUUUUCGUAUUUGAUAUAUGACCCUAAUGAGUUAACUCAGUCCGACGAAUCGACCAUCAAAGCUGAACAUUAUAAAAAGAUCCUUUCACCGGAACCACCCGGUGACUUUAUUCGAGAGUUACCUCAACCUAUAUCCAUUACAACUCUUUCGGAAAUUAUUUCCCAGCUUGUCGUAAAACAUCCUUCUGCUUUGAUUGGCGAAAUUGGUUUAGACAAGCCUUUUCGUUUGCCUGUUGGGCCUUAUGAUGCUAGAUCGUCUUUGCCGCAAGGGCCGCUCUCGCCUCACUACGUUCGUAUGGAGCAUCAAAUUAAAGUUUUUGAAUUUCAGCUAAGAUUGGCAUCGAAAUAUCAAAGGACCGUCAGUGUUCAUUCAGUGCAAACAUACACGUAUAUAUACGAUGUCUUAUCGAAAUUAUGGGAUGGUCACUGGAUCCCUUCAAAGUCUCAACUGAGAAAGUACAAGCCUGGUGAAUUCGAAUCUAUAAGAGAAGGUCGAAAGCAAAACUACCCACCAAGGAUCUGCUUUCAUAGUUACUCUGGAAGUGGUCAACAGAUUUCCUUGUUUUCUGCUCAUAAAGUCCCAUCAGAGUUUUACUACUCAUUUUCCACUGGCAUCAACAGUCGUUAUAAAAAAAUGGAUGAAACAAUUCGAUCUGCUCCCGAUGACAAAAUAUUACCAGAAAGUGAUCAUCAUAGCGCUAGUACUCUCGACAAGCUUGUAGUAGAAUCUGUUUCCGCCAUUGCAAAAGCCAAGUCUUGGAGUGAAGAAGACACGAUGAGUAUACUAAGCAAAAACUGUUCUUCCUUUUUAAUGUGA
Molecule: messenger RNA, 1008 nt
Organism: Schizosaccharomyces osmophilus
Lineage: Eukaryota; Fungi; Ascomycota; Schizosaccharomycetes; Schizosaccharomycetales; Schizosaccharomycetaceae
Gene: scn3
Product: TatD DNase family Scn1
Exons: 1
Coding region: 1-1008 (335 amino acids)
Molecular function (GO): hydrolase activity, acting on ester bonds
Source: RefSeq, a predicted model, not a curated record